GACGGAGCGUGCAAAGAGGAUGGACUCUGCAGGAGAAGAAGCGUCCCUGAAUUCACCUGAGCUGCCCUGGAACCAGCUUUAUUUGAAGAGAAGGACCGAGUCCAGGAUCCAGUUAAGGAGGAGAGUGUUCUUCACUGGCCCUGCUGCUGCUGCUGUUACCGUGGUAUUGGCAAUCCUCAUACUGGCUGCUGACAGUGUGAGCAGCGACAGUGAGUCUGUGAAAGUCUCGAGCUCAGUGAAGUGUACUGAGGGGCAGGACUGUAUCCUGAGCUGCUCUUUCAACUACACAGCUGUACGCUGGGAUGAGAAGUCACGUGUGACCUGGAGACAAGCAGAAACGCACGACAUCGUUCACAGAUACUAUAACAACACAGACCAGCUUGCCGAUCAGCUCCCUCAGUAUGUGAACAGGACCAGUCUGUUUGAUUCUGAGCUGCAGCGCGGGAACGCUUCACUGCUGCUGAGGAGAGUCGGGGAGAGAGAUGCUGGGAAUUACACGUGCUCUGUUUACACACCUGGGGGGUCUGAGUCGAGCCUGAUUGAGGUAGUCGUGGUUCCAGCGGACAACACAACAGCACCAUCUGUUGCGGCUAAACCCACAACAGCACCAGCUCAGGUGAAAGGACCAGACUACUACUGGGUUGUAGGACUAGUUGUUAUGAUUGGGUUAGGUCUCAUUUCUAUUUGGAAAACUAGAAAAGUCUGUUCUAACUUCUGGCAGAAUAUAAAGCAUGUGCGUUGUUGUUGCUGGAACUGCAACAAUGCUCCGAGCCGUCCAUCACAGGAGAUGCAGAUGGAGAUGGAGAUGGAAAGACUGUCGUCUGGGGGUGCUGAUCUGUAACCCCUCUGCAUCAGGGCUGCGAAUCGGUUUCAAAUUUGCUGCUCAACUGUUUUGAAAGUUUCGCACCAGAGAGCCGACUGCUGCUAAAUUAUCAAACCCCCCCCCCGAGGUCUUCAGAGAGUUUAAAAAAAAAUUCAACAUGUCUACUGCGCCACAAUUUAAUGUUGCCUCCGACGCUAUAGGAGGAACCCUGGCACAAAUCUCCAAGCCUGUACCCGUGUAUAUGAUGGAAACCAUCAAUUCGGUCGCUGUUUUAAAACAUGUUAAUAAAACAAAGCAGCCGUUUAUCUAUUUAAGAAAAAAAUAAUAAUAUUUAACCCCAGUCCUUGCUGCAACGGUUACAGCAUGCUUACCAUACAACAUGUAGAGCAAACACAUGGAAAAGUAGCGUGUACUGUUAUGAUCCACUUAAAUACUGCGCUUCAGAAAUGUUCACUUGUAGAAACAGGCUGACCAGCGUAUUUUAUUUCCAGUAGUCGUUGUAGACGAGGACAGUCGGAAGGCUCCAAAAGUUGACUUGCGCUCCCCUGAAUUCUCAUGAGGGACUGGACAUCAGCUUGUCUAGAAUGUCACGGUGUGUUUUUAUACUGCUACACAAAGUGGCACCCUUAACGAGCUGAUUUUUAGCAGGUGGUGCCGCUGAAGAAAUUACCAAAAAAUCAGAUAUUUUUAUUUUUUGCGACACUUUCAAUAACCAUUGUACGGUGCACUUGAAUGCGUUCCAAAUGCUUACCAAGCUGCACCCCUUGACCACAGGCAGUGAGGACAGGACAGUGAAACCCCGUGAAGGCAGACCGCUCCCCUGCACUGCUCAACAAACCCAGUUUAAUACAACCUCCCUCAGAGGAGAUACCUCUUCAAUCAGAAACAGCAGCUCUGUGGCUGCUUCCUGUAAAUCAUUACCAAUCAAAUCCAUCCAUUUAAAAAUACUGUGUAUUUAAAGGUGUGCAAUGACUAAUACAUGCCACUAGAUGGCUUCGAACCCAAAGAAAUUAAAUAGCUCUACAUGUAGAACACAGUUACUCUUGAAUUUUCACCAGUCUUCUCCAAACGUCAUAAGCUCCUGUCCUCUUGUAAGCAUUCCUGUUUCAGCCUAGAACACUGUUGUGCAAUGCACGGGUAUACAGCCUUUGUUGUGUGGUACCACUUCACAUGGAGUGGGAGUUGCAUAUUCUUGUGCAGCUUGAGUCACUAAUCGGUUUUAUUUAGCACAGCGAGCAAAUGUAUUUUCAGGGGUAAAAUGCAGCAUUACCUUGAAGACAUUGGUUAUUAUUAUUGUUAUUAUUAUUAAUUUCUUAGCAGACGCCCUUAUCCAGGGCGACUUACAAUUGUUACAAGAUAUCACAUUAUUUUUACAUACAAUUACCCAUUUAUACAGUUGGGUUUUACUGGAGCAAUCCAGGUAAAGUACCUUGCACAAGGGUACAGCAGCAGUGUCCCCCACCUGGGAUUGAACCAAUGACCCUCCGGUCAGGAGUCCAGAGCCCUGACCACUACUCCACACUGCUGAUAAUUUUCAUUUUGAUAAAUACUGUACAAUCUUUAAUAGUAAUGGGGUAGGCCUUACAAAAGAGCCUUCCAUUUUAACUAAUGUUACUUUGAGCUGCUGUACAGCCACGCGCGUGUUCUACAUGGUUCUUUAUCGGCUCAGCGCAUUUUUUCGAGGCAUCACACCGACUACAAAUUAAUUACGUUGCUUAUAUUUUAACAUAAAUUCUUAGACUCGGUGAACAUGUUAAAACUUCAAUAUAAAGCCAGACAUAUAAAUAAAAUAAGGACAUGCAUUAAUAAGUUAUUAAGCGGUUGCCUCUAUCAGUGGUUCCAGUUGCAUUUGUAGACUGGGGUGUUUAAGCUUCAACUUGUGUAGCUUCGAAUCUUUCUUACUCUUCCUGUGAUGAUUGGCUGCGAAGACAACAGGGCUAGCCAGAGAUUGGAUAAUGUUUGUUGACAUAGCUGCUGUCCUUCUCUCGCUCGCUUCUCAGUCUGGAAGAACAUGCUUGUGUAGCAUCUCGCCCCUCAGAUGGGCAUUAAAUAACAACACACACUACCCCAUGCAUUAUUCUCUCUAUAUACACCAGUCUGAAGUCUUGCUUGGUCCUUGUGUUUUUAUCAGGAUGGGAACAAAUACAAAACUCGUUUAUGAUGCUGUGAUCUCUUGCUCUUUGUGAAUCUGACUUUAGAGUCGCUGCUGUUUUGAAUUCAUUUUACCAGCAGCCACUCCAGACAGCCGUAAAACAAACUGUGCAGAGGCAGCUGUUUGCCAAAAAACGUAUUUUCUGACCCUGUGGGCACAAAAGUCACCCUCAUGCCAGCAAGCCAGUAGCCACACAGGACAGUUCAUACAAUUAACUCUGUACAGAGGCAACUGCUGCCAAAAACAGCAUUUUCUGAACAAAUACAUGGUUAUUAAGUUAAACGUUGUUGUUUGUUUCUGUGGCUAAUAUUUAGCUUUAUAUACGAGUCCAAAGCAAAAUUGCACAGCAUCCUACACUUUGAGGUAUAUUUAGUGGUGCUGCCCUCAAUGAAUGUAUUAAUGAAGGUCAUUGGCCUGGCCCUUUUUUUGCCAAUGUAGACCCCUGCACAGCUGGAAAAUAAGUGUUUAUGUUUGAAUUUGAUUUUCUGUGUUUCUGUAUUGUAGCUUUUUUUCUUUAUUAUAAAUAAGCAAAGCUUCGUCUUCUCUGAUUUAGUUGCAUUUGUUCUCCUUUGCAUUUUUAUUCAGGGUAAAUGUGUUUUAGUUUCUGGUAUAUUGCACUUUAAUUUAAGUAAGUUAUUUUAAUUCUGGAAGCCUCUUUGUUACUGUACUGGAAUGUUAAUGUUUGUUUUAUUUUUUAUCAAGUAUGUUUAAUAAAUAAAUAUUAGUUUCUGUGUAUGUUUGUAUUAUAAAUGCAAUCAGACAUCCUUUUGAGAUGUAUAUCUUUUUUUAAUGUUUUGUUGAAGAUUUGUUCUCGUUUGUGUUCAAUUUGCACUAAGUUUUUAAACAUGUUAUUUUAUUUCUGGAUGCAAUCGAAUAAAAGAGCCAUUUAAGAUUUUUUUAGAUAGAGAUAGUUUGAGGUUUAGAAUUGCAUUUAUUAUAAAUGUGACUGGUCAUCUGUUUGUGCUUGAUUCUGUACCAUAACAUAUCUGCUGCUAGAGAUGAUCUAUGAAGAGAUGCUGCAAUAAAAUGUCUUUUAAAGAA
This is a messenger RNA of Acipenser ruthenus (sterlet), 4016 nucleotides long. Its product is annotated as myelin-oligodendrocyte glycoprotein-like. The record is from RefSeq and is a predicted model, not a curated record. NCBI's taxonomy places the organism in Eukaryota, Metazoa, Chordata, Actinopteri, Acipenseriformes, Acipenseridae. Gene Ontology annotation, cellular component: external side of plasma membrane. The transcript has 2 exons. Gene Ontology annotation, biological process: T cell costimulation; immune response; cellular response to lipopolysaccharide. Bases 20 to 841 code for a protein of 273 amino acids.